Molecule: messenger RNA, 791 nt
Organism: Brassicogethes aeneus
Lineage: Eukaryota; Metazoa; Arthropoda; Insecta; Coleoptera; Nitidulidae
Source: the annotation of a GenBank genome assembly
CGAAUAUGAACUGUAACUGUUUUAUGUUGUUAAUAGUUUUAUCGACUUCAAAGCUAGUUAAUUCUGUAACAGAGGAAGAUGAGGGAGUGAAAUAUGCGAAUAGAUGCGAAGUAUGUAAAGUACUCACAACAGAGUUGGAAGACAGACUGGAAGAAACUGGUAAAAGUAGUGAUGUAAUAGAAACAGGUUAUGCAGUUGAUGAUGUCAAACCAAAGAAAAAGAAGGAAUACAAAAAAUCUGAGCUGAGACUUGUAGAAUCUCUUGACGGAAUUUGUGAUAGGAUUCUUAAAUACAAUAUACACAAGGAAAGGGGGGAUAGUACUAGAUUUGCUAAAGGUAUGAGCCAAACAUUCCAAACAUUACAUGGUUUGGUUGAUAAAGGAGUUAAAGUUGAAUUAGGAAUUCCAUAUGAACUUUGGGAUAAUCCAAGUGUUGAAAUAACCAACAUGAAAACACAAUGUGAAACUUUACUAGAACAACAUGAUAGUGAGAUUGAGGAGUGGUAUUUCAACCAUCAAGGUAAACAAACGUUAAAAAAAUAUCUAUGUGAAGACAGGGUUUUGGAUAGCAACAAUAAAUCCUGUUUGUAUGAACAAUUGAAGGGUGAAACUGGUGGUAAAGUGAAGUCUGAGAAGAGCAAAACAAACAAACCAAAUAAUAAAAGAAAGUCAAGUGAAGAACUGUGAUGAUUUAUAACCUAAAUAAAUUUAGAAUCAUAGUCUUUUUUAUAUUAAGAAAAUUAAGGAAUAAAUAAAUCGCUAAGACAUAAACAAAAAACAUGAAUACAAAUU